GCGGGCGUGCAAAAGGCCGAGGCCAUCACAAUUGCGUGGUCAUUCCGACCUCUGAUCGGAGCCUACGUCUGCAUUUGGUUCGUCUAUUUUGUCCAGGGCAUUGUCGUUGGCGUCAGCAACGCCUUAAUCCCCUACGUCACAUCUAGCUUCGCCGCUCAUUCAUUGAUCCCAACCACCGGUGUCUUGAGCCAGGUGAUUGGCGGCGUCUCAAAUCUUUGCAUCGCCAAAAUCCUGGACAUCUUUGGUCGGCCUCAUGGAUUCCUACUCUGUGUGAGCAUUGCUACCAUCGGUCUUAUCAUGGCUGCUGGCUGCAAUGGCGUGGAAGCAUAUGCUGCAUCUCAGGUCUUUUACACUGUCGGAAUCAAUGGUCUCGGAUACUGCCUCAGUGUCUUCAUUGCAGAUACAUCUUCCCUCCGCCGUCGAGGUCUCAUGCAAGCCUUGCUCAAUUCCCCGUACAUCAUCACAUCCUGGCUAGCAGGUCCUAUUUCCACUUCGUUCUUGAACGGCAGUGGCUGGCGCUGGGCUUUCGGAAUGGAAAGUAUUCUACUUCCUUGUGUCGCUUUACCUCUCUUCGGCUUGUUCAUGUACCACUACAGGAAGGCCAAAAGAGAUGGCAUUGUUCCGGCGCGACCAGCGAGUGGACGUACAUUAUGGCAAGCAACCGUGUAUUGUGCGCGUCAAUUUGACCUUGUUGGACUCCUGCUGUUAUCCGUUGGGUUCGCUUUCUUCCUCCUGCCUUUCAAUCUAUACACCAUGGAAGCGAAGGGUUGGGGAUCUGCUAUGAUCAUCUGUUUCCUCGUCUUCGGAAUCUUGUUCAUCGCUGCAUUUGUUUGCUGGGAGAGAUUCUUCGCGCCAAUCAGUCUCACCCCAUGGGAAAUCCUUCGAGAUCGCACAGUCCUUGGCACCGGCAUGGCAGGCUUCACACUUUUUGCGAGCUAUUCAGUCUGGAACCCGUACUUUAGCUCUUACCUCCAAGUGGUUAACGGCCUGGACGUUACUAAUGCAAGCUAUAUUGUACAGUCCGGCACAGUCGUCCAAAUCAUCGCAAACAUCGUAACAGGCCUCGUCAUCACAUUCACUGGACGCUACAAGCCAAUCAGCUUAUACGUCGCCAUCCCCCUGAUCGCCCUUGGAACAGGCCUGCUUAUCCAUUUCCGCGAACCCACCCUCUACUUGGGCUACAUUGCCAUGUGCAACAUCUUCCUCAACUUUGGCUUCGGCAUUUUCAUGAUCACUGUCGAGAUCGGUAUCUUAGCUGCUGCUAGUGCACAGCAAUACUUCGCCAUCACCAUUGCUCUGCUGAACCUAUUCACUUAUAUUGGCAGCGCAGUCGGAUUUACAAUUUCCUCUGCAAUUUGGCAAAGCACACUUCCCGAGAAGCUGGUUUUGCAUCUUCCUCCAGAGGCUCGAGGAAACCUCACUACGAUUUUCAGUUCCAUUGGAGAGCAGUUGGCCUAUGAGUGGGACUCACCCGUCCGUUUGGCCAUCCAGCACGCAUAUGGUGAUACUUGGCGGUUGUUGUUGAUCACUAGUGUUUGCUUCUGGGCUUUGGGCUUAGCCUCCACGCUGGUGUGGAAGAACAUGAAUAUCAAGGGUGUCAAGCAGAACAAGGGCUAUGUCGUUUAG
This is a messenger RNA of Exserohilum turcica Et28A, 1626 nucleotides long. RefSeq lists its product as uncharacterized. NCBI's taxonomy places the organism in Eukaryota, Fungi, Ascomycota, Dothideomycetes, Pleosporales, Pleosporaceae. The transcript has a single exon. The annotation marks the transcript as partial. Gene Ontology annotation, molecular function: transmembrane transporter activity. Gene Ontology annotation, biological process: transmembrane transport. The record is from RefSeq and is a predicted model, not a curated record.